AAAAAGGUGGUUCCGUUAUAAAACACAAUGUAAUGUUAGUCCGUAACUAGCUUUUGGCCUUCGCUAUAUAAAUCAGGGAUCACUGAUAUUUUCGCGCACAACAAUGUUUACAAGCCUGCUGAUUCUCGUUCUGGGCUCGACCACAAUUUUGGCCACUGACUACAUCCUGGUGGUGGAGGAUCCGGACAUCUACACGACAUGCAGGGACGGACCUCCCGGGUCCCAGGGACUCAACGAAGCCUUCGAUACAAGCAAAAUGGUGGCAGAUAUGGACCCAGACGGAAUUCAUGUUUCCGGGAACAUUACAUCCAAAUGGAGUUUACCGCGAACAGAUCGAAUUUCCGCCAGGAUGAGUGUGAUGCACUAUAACCGCGGAAGCUGGGAACCGACUGUAUUUAACUCCCUCACGCCCGACUUCUGCGCCUCGAUGUUUGACCCCAAUAACUUUUGGUUUAAGUACUGGUUUAAAAAUUUUGACAAUCGCGAGGAGAUACAAGAGAAGUGCCUGGCAACGGCCGGCACCGUUUUGGUGUAUAACCCAUUCACUGUUAUUCCGCAACUAAAUAACGUCAUGGGGCCCACUCUCACAGGACGCUAUAAGGUGGUUUUCAUGUUCGAAGCAUUUGACGAAAAGGACGUAAGACGACCAGAAUCCGUGUGCUUUGAGAUCACAGGCGAGGCUGAGAAAAUUAAAAAGUAAUACCUACAAUUAAAAUAAUAAUAAUAAUCCUACGAAUUACGAAUAUGUAUUCUUAAUUUUGUAUUAAAUGGGUUCGUGUUAUAUAACCUGGCUUGCAAAAUAAAUCCUUCCGACCUUAUAAAA
Molecule: messenger RNA, 823 nt
Organism: Drosophila takahashii
Lineage: Eukaryota; Metazoa; Arthropoda; Insecta; Diptera; Drosophilidae
Source: RefSeq, a predicted model, not a curated record